This is a messenger RNA of Sclerotinia trifoliorum, 1798 nucleotides long. The record is from the annotation of a GenBank genome assembly. NCBI's taxonomy places the organism in Eukaryota, Fungi, Ascomycota, Leotiomycetes, Helotiales, Sclerotiniaceae.
UGCUAAGCUUCUUCACUGAGCUAUCGCAAAGAGUAUAGAGUCCGACAAAAGGUGUUUCCAAUGAUGCUGUCUCUGUUUGCACAUUUGUUUCGCCUGAUGAGGAGAUAUAGACUGUCUGAUCUUGAAUUUGCCUCAUAGAGUGGCAUUGGGUGGCUGGUGUUUGAGAUAUUUUGGAGAAUGGGGAAAAGAUCGUUACAAAUUGCCACAUAUAUAUCGCACUUCUCUCCCCAAUCUUCAUUCCAAAACUAUCCCAAUAUACUUUUAUCAUCUUUUACUGUUCAACAGCUGGUCUGAUUUAUUUUCAAUUUCAACUUAAUUCAUUCAAUUACUUUCACAUUACUUCUUCUAUAUUCAAGAUGCGUUCCUCAACAGCAAGUUUGAUUUUGGCCUUCUGCGCCAUGUUGGCAGUUCAGGCAGUGCCAAUGGAUGUUGCUACCAAUGUCGCUCGUUCAGUUCCUGGUAUCGAGGCAAGAGCUGAGUUCGGGAUUGUGGCUCGUGAAAAUGGCUACGAUGCAGAGGGCAACGAGAUCGACUCUACCGGGAACUUGGUUGAGCGUGGUGAGUAGCCUGUCCCAGACACUUCAUGCCUGAGUAAUCACUAAGAGAUCAAUAGAUACUGGAUACAACGCCGCUGGUGACGAAAUCGAUGAAAAUGGAAACGUCAUUGAAAAGAGAGCCAAGAAAGGCAAGAAGCGUAAGUUGAUACAGCUGCUUUAUCACAGAUUUCAGAUACUGAUAUCUGUAUAGCAAAGAAGCCCCAAGCACGUGCUGAGAGUUCUUAUGAUGCCGAAGGCAAUGAGAUUGAUGGAAAUGGCAACAUAGUCCAGCGUGGUGAGUACCAACAAAUUUUCAUCUCUGAGCCCUAAGACGACUUGCUAAUAGUAACAAGAUUCAGAAUACAAUGCUGCCGGCGAAGAGAUCGACGCGAAUGGAAACGUGAUCGAAAAGAGAGCUAAGGAUGCUAAGGAUGCUAAGGAUGCUAAGAAAGGUACAUAAAGAUCAUUUAUUUGAGAUAAUCCCAUAUUGAAAUCUUUUAGGCAAGAAGGGCAAGAAGCCUCAGGCACGCUCUGACAGUUCUUACGAUGCCGACGGAAAUGAAAUUGAUGGAAAUGGCAACUUGAUUGAGCGUGGUGAGUAAACUUCUCAGCUCUCAAUGACCAAACCCGUAAUUUUCAUCUAAUAUAUCUGAAAGAUACAGGUUACGAUGCCAACGGUAAUGAGAUUGACGAGAAUGGACAAUUAAUCGAUCGUGAUACCGAAUAUGAUGCACAGUAUGUAUUUCCUCUCCUCUCCCCAUAUGUCUCUACAAUGCAUCAAUACAUGAUUACUAACUUUUCACCAAGAGGAAACGAACUUGAUUCCAACGGAAAAAUUGUCCGGCGUCGAAACAAGAAAGACAAGAACGGCAAGGACAACAAAAACGCCCAGAAAACACGUAGAGGUAUUUCCUCCCCAUUUCUUUCCUAUCUGACUACCUACCUCCCUAGACCAAACCAAAUAAAUCUUUCUAUGAUGUUACAAAAAAGAAAGAAAGAAACAUUCACUAACACCCCAUAUAGCAUACGAUGCCUACGAUCCCCAAUACGACGAAGCAGGCAAUGAAAUCGACAAGGAUGGAAACUUGGUCAACAUCUAAACUUCGCUUCAUGUUUCAUGUUUCCAGUUUCAUAUCUCAUAUAUCACAUCUAUCUGGAUCAUCUGCGGCUUUUCCGAUUGCGUGCUUUGGUUAGAAUUGGUCAAGCUUCAUCUCAUAUCAUGUUAUCAAUAUAUAGAAUAUAGGAAUUUAAACUCGUCUAUU